AUGGAGAACUCAAAUGAAGUCCAGCCUCCUAUUUAUAUCCUACAACUCCCCACUGACCCACCCCCACCCAGCUCCCUACCUACCCCGCCCAACACCCCACUCCUGCCCAGCUCCCAAUCUACCCCACCCAACACCCCGCUCCUGCCCAGCUCCCAAUCUACCCCACCCAACACCCCACUCCCUCCCAGCUCCCAACCUACCCCACCCAACACCCCUCCUGCCCAGCUCCCACUACCCCACCCAACACCCCGCUCCUCCAGCUCCCAAUCUACCCCCCAACCCCACUCCUGCCCAGCUCCCAAUCUACCCCACCCAACACCCCCUCCCUCCCAGCUCCCAAUCUACCCCACCCAACACCCCGCUCCUGCCCAGCUCCCAAUCUACCCCACCCAACACCCCGCUCCUUCCCAGCUCCCAAUCUACCCCUCCCAGCUCCCAAUCUACCCCACUCAACACCCCGCUCCCUCCCAGCUCCCUACCUACCCCACCCAACAUCCUGCCUUCCCCAAAAACCCCGCCAUA
Geodia barretti is the source of this 522-nucleotide messenger RNA. The record is from the annotation of a GenBank genome assembly. NCBI's taxonomy places the organism in Eukaryota, Metazoa, Porifera, Demospongiae, Tetractinellida, Geodiidae.